Messenger RNA from Cynocephalus volans (Philippine flying lemur), 2255 nucleotides. RefSeq names its product ubiquitin conjugating enzyme E2 G2 (gene UBE2G2). The record is from RefSeq and is a predicted model, not a curated record. Gene Ontology annotation, cellular component: endoplasmic reticulum; cytosol. The coding region runs from base 62 to 559 and encodes 165 amino acids. Lineage: Eukaryota; Metazoa; Chordata; Mammalia; Dermoptera; Cynocephalidae. The transcript has 6 exons.
CAGCCCCGGCGUUGGGGCGGGCUACGCGUGUGGCGAACGCGGGGAGCGGCUGCGGCUGGCCAUGGCGGGGACAGCGCUCAAGAGGCUGAUGGCCGAGUACAAGCAAUUAACACUGAACCCUCCAGAAGGAAUUGUGGCAGGCCCCAUGAAUGAAGAGAAUUUUUUUGAAUGGGAAGCAUUGAUUAUGGGCCCAGAGGACACCUGUUUUGAGUUUGGUGUUUUUCCUGCCAUCCUGAGUUUCCCACUUGAUUACCCGUUAAGUCCUCCAAAGAUGAGAUUUACCUGUGAGAUGUUUCAUCCCAACAUCUACCCUGAUGGGAGGGUCUGCAUCUCCAUCCUUCAUGCGCCGGGCGACGACCCCAUGGGCUACGAGAGCAGUGCUGAGCGGUGGAGCCCCGUGCAGAGCGUGGAGAAGAUCCUGCUGUCGGUGGUGAGCAUGCUGGCAGAGCCCAAUGACGAAAGUGGCGCUAACGUGGAUGCCUCCAAAAUGUGGCGGGAUGACCGGGAGCAGUUUUAUAAGAUCGCCAAGCAGAUUGUACAGAAGUCUCUGGGGCUCUAAGGCCUUGCCAUGCACAUGCGCACAGAUGUGUGCCGACACGCACGCGUGCUAACACACACCACUGAUCAGGCCCAGCCUUCUCUGGAGCACUUAGUGACAGCUGUCUCUGUGCUGGUAACAAAAAGACAGACUCACAGAGCCACAGCGUCUGUUUUUUUCUCACCUUUCGCACCCCAAACAGGCUUCUCUUCUGAAACUAUGUUUAUGUAGAACAGCGACAGCUUAAUGCAGUUUUGAAGUGUUCCUCACAAGGCAGAGCAGGUAGGUUGUCGAAGCUGUCACCACUACCUCUCCCAGCUCACGUGCCGCAGACGCAGCAGCCACAGCUUCCUGUGGAUUCCCUUCCUUCCUGGAGUGCUGAGGGGCUGCAUGUGCCAGACUCCCUAGGGUAAUGGAAUUCCAGCAGUGCUCCUGAAGAGUCGGGCCUCCGCGAGGCACUCAUAACUUCCUCUUUUAUUUCAUAUUUUACAAGCAGGUGUUUUUCUUAUAAUCUAGUAACAUCUUUUUCAUUUGUUGUGUGUUACAAGCCAUCGCACUUAGAAAUACUUUCAGGAAAUACUUCUUUAAAAUGUGUGUUAAAGAGAAAUGAGAUACAUGGAAAAUAAGUUUAUUGCUGGUUAUAAAGACUGAUAGUUUUUUCCUGAUAAUAUUUAUCAAAGAUUUACAUUUUUUUCUUAGUUACUAGUGCAUUGCUAGAGCUGGUACAGGUGAGAUGUGUAAAGUUUCAGUGAGUUUCUUCUGAAUCUACAGGAAUUUUUCAGUCCAAAAACUGGGAAGCUCCAGGGUUGCAUACAUUGUGGUUGCACCAGGAAUUUAACUAUUGGCACAAAAUCAUUCUUUGCAACUCGAGGUUGGAAGGGAAUCUACCAUUAGUUAGCUCAGAGCACAGAGGUGUGCCUUAUUCUUGAACUUGACCGGCACUCAUGGAAGUGGGCAUGUGGGGCCCGUGAGCCCCAGGGUGGAGACAGAGCGCUGUUUUUGACUUGUGAUUUUGAUGCGGUCUGGAUGUUCUCUAACACAGUCAGCUGAGCAGCACAGUGCCAGGAGGUUACCUUAUAAGCAAUAACAGAUCUGUUGCAUGCCGAAUCAAAUACUUGACCUGUUUCAGACAGGUUAAAUUUAAAUACAAAUUUCUAUUUUUUGGAAUAAGGGAUGGUCUAUGAGACAUGCAAUAGAUUUUACUUUACAAGAUCCUUUUUUCCUUCUCUUUCAUGAUGUAUCCAGUGGACAGUAGUCUGUUUUCCUGAAGCUUCACAUGGAGUUCCAUGGUGUUAACAGCUGCUGGUUGGAGGGGCUCCAUAUCGGGCUUCUGUGGGAAACAGACACUUUCCUUCUCAGAAGGGAAUUAUUUACAAUUGAAAUUCAGUUAAAGAGGGGAAGGGAGAGGACAGGCAUUGUACCUAAGAAGUGUUUGCAGGCUUGUUAAAGGAGAUGCAGCCUUCUCCACUGAGUGAGAAAAAGUGGUUUGUGUGGCUGGGCUGGGGCGUGGCGGCCACAUCAGCAGGUAGGCCACAGGGACUAAGUUUACCUGUCUCGUGUGAGAUGUGGAGGAGGAGAAGCAGUCUCUUUACAAAACAAAGUAUUUUUAUUCAUUUGUAUUUAUUAAAAAAAAAAAAAAAAAAAAAUCCCAGGUGUCCCUAUUCUGUGGUGGAAUUUAAUUACUGUGUUAAAAAUAAAGUUAUAUAUUUUCCCCCUA